AUGAAACCAAUUUUUGAUGAAACUCAUGAGAAAGAACUAUAAAAAUAUAGGUAAAAAUUUGGAACUAUGCAAUUUCAUGAUGGACAUUAAACAGAAAGAAAGGAAUUCUUUAAUAAUUAUAUUGAUUAAGAACCAAAGACUUGUAAUUAAAGUCCAACUUAGUCUAGAUUGGAAAAGAAUAAAUUUUCUCUAUCUUUGAGUAAUUUAUAAACCUAAAGAUCACUUGUUUAGUCUUCUGCUAGAAAAAGUUAACAUGAAAGGAGAAAAGUUGUAAAUAGAUAAUCUGAAUAAGUUAUUACAACUAAUAACAACGUUAAUUAUGAAUUUUCUUUUCCUAAAUGGAUUUCAGAAAGAAAUGAUUUUUAAAAAUGGAAAUCUCAUAGGUAUUGAAUCCAUUAAAUGGUUAUUAAGUGAUUUCGAUAUAAAUUUAAAGAUUGUCUCAAUCUGCAAGAUGGAAACUUUCAAAAGAGAUGCUGCUUAAAAAUAAAUAGUAGCAUUAUAUUUACAGAAAUUGAGUCUAUUCAAAUUAAUGCCUUUAAUGCUAUUACAAGAAUUAGCAGGUAGAUUAACAUAUAAAGAGAUUAAAUCUGAAUCAGAUUUAAUAUUGUGUAAAGUAGGGGAUAUUGGGAAUUGUAUGUAUAUCAUUUUUUAAGGAACAGUAAAAGUGAUAAUAAAAGUAUUUGCAUAAAUAUUAAAAUUUUAAGGAUAUAUGUGUAAAAGAGUUCCAUGAUAAUGAGCAUUUAGGAAGAUAAGCAUUAGAAACAGAUGCUCCUAGAAAUGCAACUUUAAUUUGUACUUAAAAUUCACAUAUUUUAAUUUUAAGUAGGUGGGAUUAUUAAUAAUGUUUGAAUAAUUUAUUUAAAAUAGAGAGACCAAAAUGGAUUAAUUUUAUCAAUUAAAUUCAUUUUUUUAAGAAUUUUUAACCUCAUAAAAUAUAAAGAUUAUGUGAAGAUCUUAAAGGGAAAUUCAUGUCAACAAAAGAUUGUCUUUAUAAGGUUGGUGAUCCUAUUGAUAAUUUUUAUAUUGUUAAAAAUGGUACAUUAGUUAAAAAGGUUGUUGUUAAUUUAGAAAAGUCAAAUAGAUGGCCAGUAAAAACUAAAGUAUGGUUAUAAAAUACUGUUGCAACAAGAUAAGAAAUAACUAUAAAAUAUGAAACCUAAUCAUUAUUAGGUUAUUAUGAGAUUGUUACAUAAGAAACUUUGGGAUUAAAAAGUAGAACAGAAGAAAUUAAUGCUUUGGAUGAUUGUUUUUUAUUGUAUAUUCCAAGAGCUAAAUUUUAAGAUAUUUUUGAUGUGGAUGAUCAAAAAAGAUUCCGAGAAUUAUUUUUAAAAUUGUACCCUACAUCUUUUGAUUAAUUAAUGGAAAUGGUAAAAUAAUAGGAUGAAAAGAAAAAGUUAGAAUACAAAACAAUUAAAGAUGCAUUAAUUGAAGGAUUAUAGAAUGUGGAUUAAUUACAAUUAUAUAAAGUACAUUAAUAUUGAUGAGUUUAGAAAACAAAAAAGUAUAAAGGGAUUUUACAAAAUGCCAGGAAUAGAUUGAAAUAAUAUUAAUAAACUAAAGGUAUAAUCUAAACAGAGAUUAGAUAAAAAGUUAUGAAAUCAAUUUAUGAAUGA
Paramecium pentaurelia is the source of this 1613-nucleotide messenger RNA. NCBI's taxonomy places the organism in Eukaryota, Ciliophora, Oligohymenophorea, Peniculida, Parameciidae. The record is from the annotation of a GenBank genome assembly.